AGCCUUUCAUUGUAACAUUUCUAGUUCUAUUAAAAACCAAAACAAAUCUAGAAAAUAAUAAAUAAAUUGGGAUUAGCAGCAAUGAAUCGCUUUGCAUAUGAAGAGGCUCGAUUAGUUGAAAGCGAGUCCUUUGUAAGCCGCGACCGCAACGUCAAAAUUUACGAUGGCGACCAAAAGACGGAAUUCGAAGAUGGGGAAGUGGUACUUACCACACACAGACUAUUCUGGGGCCGUCCUGGGGAAAUAGCACGAGCAGCCGUAACUCUCUGCCUACCAUUAAGCUAUGUAAUCUCUCUCAGUGAAGAAACAACAGCCUCCAACUUUUUUGGCCGCAAAACUCGCAUUAUAAUGCAUUUGCGACCGCCUAGCGCAGAUAAGGCUCCUGGUCCUCUGGACACAAGUCGAGCUGCACAUAUUAAGCUGUCGGGCAAGAACGGGCUAAGCGCUGAGUUUCACAGCGCCCUGCGCGAGACUUUAAAUGCGCGCGUCUGGACAAUCUCGUUAACGAGUGAAACGAUCUUAAGAGGACCAGAAACUUCGUCGGAAGUCAGCGAUAAGCUAGCGAGGAUUCAAAAACGCACGGGUAUUGGUGGGAUAGAACGUCACCUAGAAGCAAAGGCCAAGGCAGCGGACGAGAACAUAGCACUUGCGUUUCAGGAUCUGAGCGUUCUCAUGGCUAUGGCAAAGGAUAUGGUGGGCAUAUCUAAAAAUAUAAGCAGCAAAAUACGUGAGCAAAGAGGUGAAAUAUCCGACGACGAAACGGUGCGCUUUAAAUCUUACCUGCUCAGCCUGGGCAUUGAUGAUCCGGUGACACGCGACAACUUUACCAGCAAUACGGCGUACUUCAAUAGUUUGGCCCAGCAAAUUUGCGAAAUGCUGCUCGAUCCAAUUGAAGAGCAUGGCGGCAUGAUGUCCCUAGCCGAUGUAUAUUGCCGUGUGAAUCGCGCUCGCGGCCUUGAGCUUCUUUCGCCUGAAGAUUUGCUUCACGCUUGCGAACGUCUUAAUGGACCAAUAAAACUCCGUCGAUUUCCCAGUGGUGCUAUGGUGCUGCAACUGGAGUCCCAUGAUGAUGAACUAAUUUCCAUCGAUACAUUGGAGAAAGUGACAGCUGCAGAGUCCUUGGCGGUAGAGGAGCUCGCAAAGCAGCUGGGCAUAUCGCUGUUAUUAGCUAAGGAGCGUCUACUGGUGGCCGAGCGACUGGGAAGAGUUUGUCGUGAUGAGUCGGUGGAGGGUCUGCGAUUCUAUCCGAAUCUAUUGCUGCAGCGUGAUAUUGACUAACAGUUAUAAUAUAAAUAUGUUAUUAAAACUAACUCGGAUUUAUCUCUUAAAGCUAAUGAUUAAAUUGGUAAUGGUGCAAUGAGCAGGUCCGGCAUUCAGAUAAACACAGAGUAUUUGUACAUUCACACAACAAAA
Molecule: messenger RNA, 1413 nt
Organism: Drosophila montana
Lineage: Eukaryota; Metazoa; Arthropoda; Insecta; Diptera; Drosophilidae
Gene: Vps36
Product: vacuolar protein sorting 36
Exons: 3
Coding region: 82-1278 (398 amino acids)
Biological process (GO): protein transport to vacuole involved in ubiquitin-dependent protein catabolic process via the multivesicular body sorting pathway
Cellular component (GO): ESCRT II complex; late endosome membrane
Molecular function (GO): ubiquitin binding; phosphatidylinositol-3-phosphate binding
Source: RefSeq, a predicted model, not a curated record